ACGUCCUCAGGACUAUACUCAAGGACAUAGGAUAUAUAUGCUUGCUGUCCAGCCUCAUGAGAAGGUUAAUGUGGAUGCGGGUUAUUCAACGCGGGUUGGGAAAUACUACCGAUGUAAUCAAUACAAUGCGGGUGAAUGUCAUCUGUCGCUCAGAUGGAGGCAGCGGUGGGUGAAGGCCGCCAGGCUGACAUUAGCUGGAAUUUGCGAUAAAGCGCCUACGCAUAACUACGAUGGAAGUGUCAUAUGACGCAUGUUUGCAGUGGUGUAUUAUCCGUGAAUGGACAAUCAAUUCAAUUGUUAUAAGAUGUCAUGCUUGAGAUGACGUCACGGCUCCUUGCCUGCGAUGACGUAAAAUACCGACGGAGCGGUAGCUACAGGAAUGUUAACUGCUGAGAUACAACAAGCUUUGUUGAGGGAGAGCAGAAUGCCUAGUGCGCAUGUCCGUCUUCUGAAUUUCCACUAAACCACAUCUGCCGUGAUCCUCAGAGCCUCCUUCAUUAAAGAUUUCCUCGACACACGCGCGUUUUAAUAUGACGCCGACUGUGGACUAACAAGCGAUUCGGACCGCCGUGAAAAAUGCCACAGAACUGUGCACACUGGAAAGUCAUCAUAACUAGGGAUUUGAAGAGUUAUGACAUAAACACAGUCAUAUCUUAUCAGGAGGGAAGCCAUGUGAAUGAACUCUGCAUUGCAAGACAGUGACGAGUCACAGGGAUAAACGCUGUGCGACCCAUGCCAAUGUAUCUGUUAUACUUCCCCCGCUCACCGUGCCCAUGUAUCUGAUAUUCUCCCCCCGCUCACCGUGGCAUCACGUUCAACGCACACAGAACGGAGUGAGAAUGCGCCUCUCGGUGAAGGCGGUUGUGAAAAAGAUCGUCAUAUGCUUCGCGCUUCUUUAUUGCUUUUCCUGUCUGCGAGUUCUCCUUCCCCAGCCCAUUCAGCCGAUGGGGGUCGUGCAUCUGGCGCGCCUCGCCGUUCAGUGGCAACGCUUUCCUGUAGAAAAAGCAGACGACACAUUUCGGAAAAAUAUAACAGUGCCUGUGUCAGUGAACGUGGAUACUUUGGCCAAGCACCUUAAUCAAACGUGGAAGAGUAAUAUAUAUUCGGCCAAAGAUAAUAUUGACAAGCAGUUUCUACCGGUCAUGACUGCGGAACAACGUCUAAAAAUGUAUGUGACAUUCGAAACAUUUCUCCAGGCUUGCGAAUGGGCGAACUUGACGUACUUUCUGAUUGGCGGGUCGUUGCUAGGCAUGUACCGUCAUCAUGGCUUCAUUCCGUGGGAUGACGAUAUUGAUGUUGCAAUGAGCGCUUCAGACUGGAGGCAAAUCCGCUAUGUUUUAUCACACAUUCCAGGAUACGAACUGUAUGCCCCAAGCGAUGUUCAAUGGAAAUUUUACAUGAAAAACCUUCAACCUAUUAAGAACAAACCUUUCAGAUGGCCCAAUGUGGAUAUAUUCUUCUACACUGAGGAUUCCACAUAUAUAUGGGGAUUAACAACGGGUCUUAAAGGAGAACUUUUUGUUAAAAAGUCCGAUUUAUUUCCACUCCAAUACCGUCCAUUUGAAAACAGAAAUGCAGCAGCCCCUUGCAACACACGGGACAUCCUCAUCAAUAGGUUCGACGUAGAUCUGUGCGUGUCUCUGUCCUAUGGACACAAGACGGGCGCCAGUUUGGCUGACGUUAAGAAACGUCCCUGUAAGGAGCUCCAUGGUGCUUAUCCGUUUGUAUUUAGGAGCCCUGGCAUUGAUGGAGGUAUGAUGGAGACUUUGAAAAUUGGGGAUCACGUGGUUAAGAAUGUUACACUUCCUGUUUCUUGUAGUUCGACAUUCUUAUCAGGAUGAAAUUGAAGAUCUCAUAUCAAAUAUUCAAAAUUCCUUUUCGUGGUUCCGUUUCUAUGGUUACUGGCACAAGUGGAGCCGGUCGAUGUGAAAGAACAUCUGGUGCACACAGUGUGAGUGUGAAUUUCCUAAUUAACGUACUGUCAAAGUUAAACACUCAAAAGCUAUUUGUGAAAGCGGGGAGUGUGGAUGUCUGUUUCUCUGGAGAAAAAUGCCAAUUCAAGGAUAUGUGUUCGUUCGAAUUAAAUAUGUGCCUUUGAACAAGAAAAUAUGUAUCUCAGCGUAAUCCUUUGAUGGAACGGGACGUUUCAGAAUUAGGAAGAUUGGAGUUUGUGUGUGGAAUGGUGUGUCCCUGGCGAGUGAGCGGCGAUUUGAAAUGCCUCAGGCUUCAGAUCUUGUCACUGCUAGUGGAAAGUGGACCCCAAAAAAUCGAAUACGGAGUAAAGGCUGUUUCAUGUUUGAGUUCAACUCCACCGCCUGUACAUAUAUGAUCGGUGGACGUAAUUACGGGAGCAAUGAAAUAUAUUACCGCUACGUCGUUCGUACACAACGCUGUGGGCGUUUACCGCCGUCACAUCAACACAAAUGACUGUUUACCGUCUCUCAGUGCACUUACAAUGAAUCUUCCACAGUUCUCACAUAACGCCAUAUUUGUUUCUCAUUGUUAGUCACGUGACAAUACCCAUUGGGGGAAAAACGUUUGAAGUAUAUUCAAAUUUUUGCUUGUGGUAUUUGAUCCUAUUGUAUGUUUCUAUUACUGCCACGAUGUGUUUGAGAAUUACAUUCCAGUGUUAUAUCGAUGACGAUAUACGCAAUUCGGUGCCAUAAACAACGGAGGAACCAGUACCUCUAAAUUCGGUUGUGCUAUCAUGUCUAGGCGGAUAUAUGUGACCUAGAAUCUGUGAAGAAAUUCAUAACAAUGGUGGAAUCAAGCCCCGAGACCUCGCUACAGAUUCCUGUGUAUGGAUUUCCAUGGGGGGUAUGUGAUGUGCUCAAAUCUACACCGCCAGACGAACCAACAGUCUGAUAAUACUCCCCAGCCGACAAGCAGUGAAUGAGUGUCUCAGUUCAAUCUCUUUAGCUAAGCAAUAUGGAAUAAUAAUAGAGAUUGUUAGCCGAAUGUGUGUUCGUACCGUAAAUAUUCUAUAUAAGGAGUGAGUUGGGUUUAAUGUCGCUUUUAACAGCUUAAUGGAGGGAGGAAAGCCCAAGGUGAUGCAGGUCUCAGAUGUUUACCGCUUAGGUGAAACCCAAGGGUGCUAAAAAACCUAGUGACACAAACGGGGCGAACCGGAAUUUGAACCCACAAUCAUAGAAUUCUGGCGUGCCCAAGGGACGCAACUCUGCACAGCGAAUCGCGGCGCCUCAGACGACUGGGCCACCCGUGCCCUAUCUCUAUUAGGAAAAAGACGAGCAUAAUACAUGUAUUUGCAUCCCAAUUAUAUGAUAUUUAGAAUACGGAAACACACGGGGAUAAUGAAGGCUUUUUUCAUGAAUGUCAUUCUCAAAAUGUGCGAACUUGAAGACGCAUUUUCAUUCACAAAAUGGGGCACGGGUGGCCUAGUCGUCUAAGGCGCCGCGAUUCGCUGUGGAGAGUUGCGUCCCUUGGACACACCAGAAACCUAUGAUUGUGGGUUCGAAUCCCGGUUCGCCCCGAUUAUGUUUCUA
Haliotis rufescens (red abalone) is the source of this 3503-nucleotide messenger RNA. RefSeq lists its product as uncharacterized. The transcript is spliced from 2 exons. The record is from RefSeq and is a predicted model, not a curated record. Lineage: Eukaryota; Metazoa; Mollusca; Gastropoda; Lepetellida; Haliotidae. The coding region runs from base 774 to 1841 and encodes 355 amino acids.